Messenger RNA from Prorocentrum cordatum, 951 nucleotides. The record is from the annotation of a GenBank genome assembly. NCBI's taxonomy places the organism in Eukaryota, Dinophyceae, Prorocentrales, Prorocentraceae.
AUGACCAAGCCGCCUAACGACGAAGGCCUGGUCUUCGAGACGUCCGAGGAUGUCGAGGUACUUCCCACGUUUGACGCCCUGGGUUUGAAGGAGGACCUGCUUCGGGGCGUCUACGCCUACGGCUUCGAGAGGCCCUCCGCGGUGCAGCAGCGCGCAGUUCUCCCCAUCCUGAAGGGCCGCGACGUGAUCGUGCAGUCGCAGAGCGGCACCGGGAAAACGUGCGUGUUCUGCCUGGGGGCGCUGCAGACCGUAGACACGAAGGAACGCGACCCGCAGGUGCUCUUCCUCUCGCCCACGCGAGAGCUCGCGGAGCAGAGCCAGAAGGUGUGCCUGGCCCUCGGCGAUUACCUGAACGUGCAGGUCCACUGCUGCAUUGGCGGCAAGCGGGUCUCUGACGACAUCCACACCUUCGAGGCGGGCGUCCACAUCGUGUCUGGCACGCCAGGGCGCGUGUUCCACAUGAUCCAGCAGAGGCACUUCAGCACCCGCAAGAUCAAGAUGCUCGUUCUGGACGAGGCGGACGAGAUGCUGAACCGUGGCUUCAAGGAGCAGGUCUACGACAUCUACCGUUACCUUCCCCCAUCGACCCAGGUGGUCCUCGUCUCCGCCACCAUGCCGCACGAGGUCCUCGAGAUGACCCACAAGUUCAUGAACAACCCGUUCCGGGUCCUGGUCAAGCGCGACGAGCUGACGCUCGACGGUAUCAAGCAGUUCUUCGUGGCGAUCGAGCGCGAGCAGUGGAAGUUCGACACCCUCUGCGACCUCUACGACACGCUCACGAUCACACAGGGGCCCCGCGGGUCUUCUGCAACACGAAGCAGAAGGUGGACUGGCUCACGCAGAAGAUGCGCGACGCCAACUUCACGGUGGCCGCCAUCCACGGAGACAUGCCCCAGAAGGAGCGAGACGCCAUCAUGCAGCAGUUCCGCUCGGGCUCCAGCCGCGUGCUGA